UAAUAAACUUUCUAAACUCGACACCCACUGCCUGAAUAUUUCCCAAGACAUUCUUAAACGAAAGCUGCAACGUGAUAAUAAUGACUUAAAAAGUUGGAGUACAUUCGUGACAAUAGGAAUACGUGAAAAUCGAUUGAUUUUUUAUCGAAAAUUUAUUAACACUAUGAUUUUAAGUGUCCUACGUGACUGAACGAAGGGAUUUGAUUUUGCCGGGUGCAUCGCGCAUGCGUAUUGAUUAUAUGUACAUCGAGGGUAAAAGGGACAGCAUCUUCAUUAGUUUACGUACAGCGCGUGGGGAGUAUCUCUGUGCUUGAUAAAACCUCAAUUGCAAAUACACCUUCAUCGACUCGAAGUUUUUCGUGAGACAUGUGAUUUGAAUAGCGAUAAGAAAUAUACGCCCACGUGGACAAUGAUUAGCAAUAAUUCUGGGGGUCCACCCCGGAUCAUGGUCUUCCGGCCUUCUUACGAAGAGUUUAAGGAUUUCUCUAAAUAUGUCGAGUAUAUGGAAAGCAAGGGUGCGCAUAAGGCUGGUCUAGCAAAGGUUAUCCCACCGAAGGAAUGGGUACCACGUAAAGGAGGCUAUAAUUUGGACGAUUUGAAUCUUACAAUACCGGCACCAAUCUGUCAGGUGGUCACUGGCAAGCAAGGACUGUAUCAGCAAAUCAAUAUACAGAAGAAAUCUACAACUGUUAAAGAAUACAGUAAACUUGCUAAUUCAGAGCGUUAUUGUACACCUCGUCACUUUGAUUAUGAAGAUCUUGAGCGCAAGUAUUGGAAGAACAUUACGUAUGUUGCUCCAAUAUAUGGGGCAGAUGUCUCUGGAUCACUGACUGACCCUGACGUUAAAGAAUGGAAUAUUAAUCACCUUGGCACAAUUUUGGAUUAUGUUAACAAAGAUUAUGGUAUUUCUAUCGAUGGAGUUAAUACAGCCUAUCUAUACUUUGGCAUGUGGAAAACAACUUUUGCAUGGCAUACUGAAGAUAUGGAUCUUUAUUCAAUCAAUUAUCUGCACUUUGGUUCACCAAAAACAUGGUACGCCAUUCCACCAGAACAUGGACGAAGACUGGAACGAUUAGCAAGUGGUUUCUUUCCAUCAAGCUAUCAAAGUUGUCCUGCUUUUCUUCGUCAUAAAAUGUCAUUGAUCUCACCACAAAUAUUGAGACAGUAUUCGAUACCUUGUGAUAAGAUUACACAGGAGGCUGGCGAAAUAAUGAUUACUUUUCCAUAUGGUUAUCAUGCCGGAUUUAAUCAUGGAUUUAAUUGCGCGGAAUCCACCAAUUUUGCAGCUCCCAGAUGGGUGGAGUAUGGGAAAAGAGCCACGCAAUGUACGUGCAGCAAAGACAUGGUCAAGAUUUCUAUGGAUACUUUCGUCAAACGGUUCCAACCUGAUAGGUAUGAGCUUUGGCUCCGAGGCGAAGACAUCGGUCCUCACCCAGAAGAUCCACGUCAAACGGCAGCUCCAAUGCCAUCCCAAAUGGAUCUUUUGUGCAGCAGCAGCAGUAACGGUCAGCUUCCACAAAGUUAUCUUAACGCGGCUGCAAAGAACAAACGUCAUACAAUCCACAAGAAAAAAAUUAUCGCUGCAACAAAUCCUGACGUGGAUAUAGGAGAGCUAGCGAAUCUCUCGGAUAUAACACUGGAACUAAAGAAAGCCUUACAAGACAUGGAGGAUGACGCUGACGAUGGUCCAGAUGAGCAACAACUCGAGGUCCUGGAGGAUAUCUGGUUAAAAGCCGAAGAAAUGGAAGAAGCGAACGUCUAUGACGACGGCUACAACCGUAAGAAGAAUCGUAAGAGGAAGAAAAAACAACAGCAUGUUAAUUCGGAGAAGGAGAAGCGCGGCGUGAAGUCUAAGAAGAACUCCAGUAAGUCUGCAAGCAGUUCGGAAAGCGUGAGCGUCACAGAAAAUAUAGAAAUUGCCUCGAGCGAGUCCUUAGACAUCCUGGACCAUCAAGUUCCUUGCCUGAUGCUGAACGGCUCGAAAAACAAAGAUUACCCCGACCAGGAGAAGAUUUCGAAAAAGAAGAAGAAGCAUUCCAAGAGUUCUGAGCAGAAGAAGCAGAAGCAGAAGCACGUCAUAAAGAGUAAUCGCAAGCACCCGAAUGUUCCCAUCUUCAGUCCCGACGAACCAUUAGAUGUCUCUGAUGCCGACGUUCAGAGGAAGCUGAUGGCUAUGCCCAGUCUGAGCGCGCAGCAGAAACCAUCCAAUGUUAAGGAUAUGUCUGCGGGUCAGUGUAAGAUUAAUCUACUACCUGGAAACAUAAUUUCUGUAGGCAAUGAAGUUAGCAUGACUGCUGUCAAGGAUAAGGCGGUAGUAAAUAUUACUCACGUCGGACAAAUGUCUGGCCACCAUGAGAAGGAUAAUGAAAAGCCAAGGGAUGAGUUUGCUAAAAUAACGAACGCCAAUCGGGCUACUCUAAGCAAGGCUGAGUUUUCAAAGUCAUCAUUACUGAGGACAACGUGCUUGAUACCGAAAAACCAAAACCACGAAAUAAAUAAUACCUCUGUAUUUUGCAAACGGCACGAUGAAGUCAUCGCAACGGAAGUAAAUUCGCCUACAAAGCAAAACUUUGGAGAAACUACAAACAAAUCUGUAAGUAGCCCAUUAACUGAAAAACCAAUGCAUAGCUACGCCAGAAACAUAAUCAAGGCUCCGAAGUUAAGUGUAUUCAAGGAGAAUAGCACCUUGAACUCAGAUAUGCAGCAGAUGCCAAAAUUAGAAUCCGAAACUAAAAUCAAAGAAGACAAGGAUGUUUCGACUGCGGCAGACGGACUCCUGGUGUUGCAACAGAGCUGCUUCAGUGGUUUGCCUGAGCCUAAGAUCGGUCCUAACACGAGUGUCAUGUUAGUAUCAAAUUCUACGAUCGCAAUGAAGUCUCAGGAUGCUGGUACAAUCUUUAGUCCACGAAGUACCAACAUUUCUUUCGACACGAAUAAGAACGAGAACCCAAUGAUAUCUUGUACACCCCUGGCAAGGUUACAUCCAUCGAAGUCACAACUGGGAACUCCUAGAUUCGACCUGAGCAUACACCGAAUUCCAAACAAUGACACGAAGAUGCGAGACACGACAGAACCCUCUAGUUCAAGGUCACAAAGAAAUCCACCAAGGAAGAUGUGGCAUAGUCCCAGCGGUAGCUGCAAACCUUUAACCAACGACGACAGUGGGGAUCAAUUACUCUCUCGGCAUACCUUGGCUCAUCCUGGAAUCCUGGAUGACAGUUCCUUCCAUGGUGCCACUAAGCCUCUGACAGUAAUACCGAAGUAUGCCAAGGUAAUCCAGGUUCCCAUUGCCAAAGCCUUGCCUGCGGAGUCCAGGCAGCAGUCAUUCACGUAUUCAAACGACUUGGUGAUGGAGAUCGUUAGUAAACCUGGUGAAAAGGGUAGACGCAAAACAUGCAGGCAGCCUCAGGAGAAGAGACAAAGUUGUCGGCCGUUCACGGUAACUUUUGCCAAACCACAGAAUCAACCUACACAGAAACCAACCAAGGUGAAGAUGUGCUCCAUAUCCACCCAGGUGGACAAUCUCAGUAAGAUGGAGUUAGAUAAAAAUUCAGUAAUACUGUCAGGUGCGGAAUUGAACGCACAGCCCAUGACGGAAGUGUCUACUGUCCAGAAUCGUAGAAAUCCACUUGUAACAUACGUUCCUAGCAUCAGUACCGAUGGCUGCGUCAAGCUGCAGGACGGUCCAAUUAAAUUUGGCUCGUCCCAACAACAUCAGACGAAGAAGUCGUCUUAUCGGCAAAAUGUUAAGUCCGAGGUCAAAAUGGAGAAAAUUGACAAGUCCCCAAGUAUAAAGGAAGAGGAUGUCGACGUUAAGCCACCGCUCACUAUUAUUUUAGAAGAACAGUCACUUAGCAAUCGCAUCUGUAAAUUAUCUCCAAGUAAUUUUCCGCUGAUACCUGGACAUAUAUCAGACGUGCUCUAUCCCAAAGUCCCCCCCAUGAACCUGAUUCAGGCCUUCAAUGAUUACUGGAGCGCUCAGAUAUCUCAUUGUGCUGUUUGUGCGAGUUUCGCAUCCACCGCGAAUAUCGGUGGACGUCCAAUGCCUCCGGAUUGGAGGUACUGCAAGCCUAUGGUCCUACCGGAAAAGUCUCCUAUAUGGGUAUCAUCAACGCUGUUCGCUGUCAAUUCCAAAGAGCAGGGUAUCGAACCAGAAAACGACACGUUACUUAGCUGUAGAGAAUGUCAUGUGACAGUUCAUGCAUCUUGUUACGGCAUUACUGUACCACCAGCAGAUUUGCACAAUUGGGCUUGCGAUAAGUGUAGAGCAGGGACGGCACACGUGUCGUGUUGUCUUUGUCCAAUACGUGGUGGAGCCGUAAAGCGAACUAGUGACAGUCGCUGGGCUCAUGUACUUUGUGCUCUACUGGUACCAGGAGCGAUAUUCAAAGAUCCCGCCAAUAAAGAUCCCAUAAAUGUAUUAACCAUCAAAACCGAGAUAGUCAAACAGGAAUGCUGUUAUUGUGGCCAAAAAUAUGGCGCUUGCUUAAAGUGUAAUCGAUGCGACGCAUUGUUUCAUCCAUCGUGCGGACUUAUUGCUGGAGCAACCUUUGUCAUACCAGCUUACAAUUCGUUGGAACUGGAGGUUACGUGUCACGGUCAUGACACUGGAAAGGAAAAGAUUCCAAGUAUACGACAGGGUGAGCCCGUCUGGGCUAAACAUCGUAACAACCGUUAUUAUGAGGGAAAAAUAGAUUCGAUAAAUGAUACUCUCUUCUACAUGGUCUUAUUUUCUGACAAAAGUUUCAGUUAUGAUCUCUAUCCUUCCGAUGUCAUUAAUUACGAGCCAGGAAAUCCUCCGGCGAUUGGCUCAAAUGUUAAAGUCAAGUGGACUGACAACCGAGUUUACGACGGUGUAUUUACUGGUACCAAUCAUAGAAUCAUGUAUACGGUGAUAUUCGAGGAUGGUUCUCAACUUGUAUUGAAACGUAAUGAAAUCUACAGUCUAACAGAGGAUAUGCCGAAGAGAGUACUUUCGAGACUGUCCAUUGCGACCGAAAUGAAGCACCGAUCGCAUCUAUACGGCAACGAUGACUGCUCCGAAACGCCGAGGAAAGUCAAAAUCUCGAAAAAGAAUUGACUCGAAGGUAUUCGCGACUAUUGAUUGUAAAUAUCAUAUAAAUCAUUUUUCAUAGUUAUGUAUACAAAUACGUAUAUGUAUUGUGUCUGUAUGAAAGGGAGAGAGAAAAGAAAAACUUAUUGAGACAAAAGUUUUAAGUGAGCAAAUGUCAGAGAAUGCAAGAGUGUGUCUGUGAGAGCGUGUUUACUUGUGCUUAAUGAAAAUAAAUAUUACGUGUGUACAUACAUAUAUUAACGUGUACAGGUUGACUAGGUCGAAACUGAUUUUUUUCGGUUUUUCCAACAACAAAAAUUCAUAACGAUCGAAACUCAUAAAUUUACGUUUAAUCGGUGCAACACCUACAUUCUGAUCAACUGAUGAAGCGCAUUGUUUUUUUACAAAGAAUUUUCCGUUUUGAACCAUUUUCUUCGUUAAUGUGUAAAUAACGAAUCAAAGGGAAAUAGGAAGGGAAAUAUGAUUCUGGCGAGAAGAAAUUAUCAAAUUGUCUAGACGACAGAGAGGGUGAUAAAGUUUUUGUACAUUGAUAAAUCUAUGGCGUAUUUCGUGAGAAUAUUAUUUAUGAAAAUAAAACUUGCUUGUUACAGUCGAUUCUACUAUAUGAAAAUAAUGCAACAGCCUUAAGCUGGGGUCUGGUAAGAUUUAGAAAAUUGAAAAAUUACUCUGGACUCUGUUAUCGUCAACCUGUGAAAGGGAACAAUUUCAACUUCUUUCAGUUAUUUGACUCGACUGUUGACAAAUUUAAUACUUAUUGAAAAACUCAUAAGACUCGUACAAGCUUUUCCUUUUUUAUAUUACAUAAAUUUCCCUGUUAUGUACUUAUACACAAAAAUAUUAUCCUGUUUAAACAUUGAUACCAGCAAUUAUUAUUAACUGCCUCCAGCAAGUCGAUGCUUAUCUUCUAUCACUGUACGUCCAGUUUGUUCACCGGUAUGUACUGUCAUGCAAUUGUUGGUUAGUUUCAAACAAUAAAUAAGGCCUCAUAAAUGGUGAACUUGAUAAAAAGAGAUAAAGAAGUAAGAAGCGUGUAUCAAAAUGUAUGUGAAACUUUGUGAAGUUGUCAACAAUGGGCUUUUAUAUUGUCAGAAGCUUGAAAUAUGUUCCUACAAGUUGAUAACCCUUAGCUCGGAUAGUCCAAACGGAGUUUUCAGCUUUCAGACUUUUUCUACGACCGGCUGAAAAUUCGGAUCACGUGGCACAAAUCUAUAGUAGUAAUAUGUAUAAACUUGUAUGAUCUUCAACUGAUCCGUGGUUAGUCAUUGUUAAUUGUAAUACUAAUAGCUGUCACGUAUCAACCAAGUAAGCCUGUACACCUGGAAUAUUUAUUUAGCCGAGGAAUGCUCGAGUAUAGAGAUGCGACUAUGUCGAAUGUAUCGUUCACGUAAAUUACUCCCACUCGAGCAGCCCUCUGACUCUUUCGUAGCCUCUGUAACACGUAACAAGGAAAAAAACUACGAACCAUCCGAGUAAUGAGGUUAUUAAUUAAUUCAAGCUUUUUAGUUUAAUUAUUAAAAAAGAAUAGGUCGACCAUCGGAUUGUUAUAACGGAGAAGAUUGUAUUUUCUUCUCAUUCGUGCUUUCUCCCCGUUUUAAUUAUUAUUUAUUUUUUAUUUCAACCUCGUUCGUACCUGCAAUUGACUGACGUCUUGCGAGAGAUUAGUGACGAUUAUGUUUAAGACUAUCUGUAUUGCAACUACAGGAGAGAGAGAGAGAGAGAGAGAGAGAGAGAGAGAGAGAGAGAGAGGGGCGACGAAGAACGGAAAUGAGGGGUUGAGGAGGCUAAUUAACGAGCGCAAAAUUUUACUCUAAUGACAAAACAAAAUAUUCCGACCUUUUUUUUCUGUAUUUAUCAGUCAAUUACUGUAUAAAUGUCAUUGUGUCGUCCUUUUCGGUAUUCUCUUUUAUUAAAUUGAGAUAUUUUAGCGAACGCGAGGAACGACGCAAGAAUCUCAAAAUAUUUAUCGACGCUCAAUAAGAAUUUUACACAAUUCGUUUUAUUAUACGAUUAUUCGUUUGAUCAUAUACAAUGUGUCUUUUUUUCGAUCAGAAACGCUUCUGGCUGCAAUUGAAAUGGAGUUAAGCGUUUAGUCAAUUUAAAUUAUAAUUUCCCAUAAAGUGCUCGCAAACGUCUGAAUGGGAAAGAAAAAAGUAAAACUAUCAACUAUUAAAAAAAAAAUAUCCGACUCUCCGAUAACUUUCGAAGAAACGUCCCUCCUCGGCAUUUUGUGUUUGAUACCUAAAUCUGUGAUUGGUUUAAUCGAGGAGAAACAGCUGUCUUAAAUUGGAAUAUAGAUUUACGUUAUAACUAUGUAUAAUCCGUUUUAUUCGAUUACGUUAAGUAUUAUUGAUAGUUUACAUACGUGUAUAUAAGACUUGAUGAUGCCCACCCUCCCAUGUAUUACUUAAUAACAAAAAUUGAAUAUAUAUAUUAUAUAUAUAAAAGUAUAUACAUUCAAAUGCGUGUAUGUAUACACACACGAAUAUAUAUAUACUUUAUAUAUAGUAUCGAAGAAUAUAUAUUUAUAAAUAUACAUGUAUUGUAUCAAGCAUCUCUGAUUCAUCAAAUCGUAUGGGAGAGUUUUCUUUGGUACGACGCUAGAACCAUCUGUAUGAAAAUUACGUAAACUGAAUGUAUGUUUUACGGUCGUUUUACGCAAGCAAAGUCUGACACGAUCCGUGACGUAAAUUUACAAAAUAUACAUGUAAAAGAUAAUCGUUCAAUUCUCGCCUCAACCCCCCGCUCAUUCCCUCCCUCCGCCCUGCGAGGGAACCUCGCGGUUCGAUUUCCGGGACUCGCAUCCUUACAAGAUAGUUCCAAUUAAAUGCAAUCAAUGUGAACCGCAGUUGUUGCUGAAUUAAAUUGACAUUUUUAAC
Cephus cinctus (wheat stem sawfly) is the source of this 7950-nucleotide messenger RNA. RefSeq names its product lysine-specific demethylase 4A. The record is from RefSeq and is a predicted model, not a curated record. Gene Ontology annotation, cellular component: nucleus. Gene Ontology annotation, molecular function: histone H3K9 demethylase activity; histone H3K36 demethylase activity. Bases 410 to 5080 code for a protein of 1556 amino acids. Gene Ontology annotation, biological process: chromatin remodeling. NCBI's taxonomy places the organism in Eukaryota, Metazoa, Arthropoda, Insecta, Hymenoptera, Cephidae. The transcript has 12 exons.